AUGGACCGCCUCGACCAGCCGCUUUCAGACGCGCCGAUGCCGCGGCGCUCGGGUGCCACGAGCCGAAGUUCCCCCUACAGCCGAAACGCGCGGUCACGCACAGCAGACGAUUUCGGAUCAUGGAAGCACGAUCGAUACGACGAAAACGCCUCCACCCGCGGCCCUCGUCGCGGCAACUCUGGUCGUCCAAUGUCCUUCCCCCGCGACCCUGCCGAGACGAACGAGGUCAGGGCGACCGGUAAGCUGUUCAUCGAGAACCUGCACUGGGACGUGUCCGAACACGACCUCAAGACGCUGUUCGAACAAAUUGGACCCGUCACAAAGGCGUAUAUCAAGUACGAUCGAAGUGACAGAUCGACGGGUCGGGCAGUGGUGGUGUACGACAAUCCCAACCAUGCACUCCAGGCCAAGAACGAGUACGAUGGUGCGAAGGCCAAGGGACAGGUGAUCAGUAUUACGCAGGAGAUGCGUGCCGAUCGUCCCAAAGUACAGACGCAGAAGUCGCUGCUUUCUCGAUUCGAUCUCGGAUCGCGCCUCAAAGGUGGUGAGGAGGAGGAGGCGGCGGGAAAGUUUGGCGACCGUCUUGGACCCGUACGCCACGCUCGGGAGGGCAACAAGACCACCUCKACGAGGGGUGGGAAUGGCCAACGCAACACACCGAGGGAGAAACGCAAACCUAAAACCGCCGCUGAUCUCGAUUCCGAACUAGACGCCUUUAUGAACGCGCCGGCCAAAGACUCGGCACAAACGCAAGCGCAAGCACAGCCCACGCAGCAGCAACACGACGUCGAAAUGGCCUAG
This is a messenger RNA of Moesziomyces antarcticus, 801 nucleotides long. Its product is annotated as RNA-binding domain-containing protein. Lineage: Eukaryota; Fungi; Basidiomycota; Ustilaginomycetes; Ustilaginales; Ustilaginaceae. Gene Ontology annotation, molecular function: mRNA binding. Bases 1 to 801 code for a protein of 266 amino acids. The transcript is spliced from 4 exons. Gene Ontology annotation, biological process: mRNA export from nucleus. Gene Ontology annotation, cellular component: nucleus. The record is from RefSeq and is a predicted model, not a curated record.